AUGUCCUAUGAAAUCGGACUGGCCACCCCCGACACGCCAAAUCGGGGCUUUCCGCUAUGGCUUUGUAGCGUACUGAUGGUCAUUCUGGCAGGAAUAUUCGUCCUGUUAAGAUUGGCCAUUCGUUUUCACCGUGGUCGAUUGGGCUGGGAUGACUGGACGAUUCUCACAUCUCUAAUAUGUUCGGUUUUGCUCACCAUCACUGAGUGCUCAGGUAUGAUCGGUCAAUUAGACACUAGACAACCUCUAUACAUCGGACUCUCAACUAACAUUGCAUUAUCUCCAGCCGUUCACAAUGGUUAUGGUAAGCAUGCUUCGGACCUCAGCCACGCCGAACAAAUAAGAGCAUUGAAAUGGUUUUUCGGUGCACAAGUCGUGUAUAAAAUCGUCAUCACCGUUAACAAAGUCUCUUUCUUCUGCCUCUACCUUCGUAUCUUCACAAUGCCAACCUUCCGCCGCAUCUGUUUCAUCGGGAUCGGCGUCGUCACAUCGUGGGGUCUCGCCUACGUCCUUGUCACCAUAUUUCAAUGCAAACCGAUAGCUUCGUUCUGGGACAAAGGGAUCAAAAGCCCAAAAUGCUUAGACAACGAGGCAAUGUGGAUGUCAUACUCGGUGAUCAACAUUAUCUUCGACUUGAUAAUUCUCACACUUCCAGUUAAACCAAUCAGGCAGCUGCGAUUACCAAAGGCGAAGAAGAUCGGAUUGUUGGUUAUCUUCGCAAUGGGCACAUUGUAA
Penicillium cosmopolitanum is the source of this 732-nucleotide messenger RNA. RefSeq lists its product as uncharacterized. The record is from RefSeq and is a predicted model, not a curated record. The transcript has a single exon. Lineage: Eukaryota; Fungi; Ascomycota; Eurotiomycetes; Eurotiales; Aspergillaceae. Bases 1 to 732 code for a protein of 243 amino acids.